This is a messenger RNA of Clarias gariepinus (North African catfish), 4146 nucleotides long. It is a transcript of the gene aoc2, whose product is annotated as amine oxidase copper containing 2. Gene Ontology annotation, molecular function: primary methylamine oxidase activity; copper ion binding; quinone binding. The record is from RefSeq and is a predicted model, not a curated record. Gene Ontology annotation, biological process: amine metabolic process. NCBI's taxonomy places the organism in Eukaryota, Metazoa, Chordata, Actinopteri, Siluriformes, Clariidae. The transcript has 4 exons. Gene Ontology annotation, cellular component: plasma membrane. Bases 64 to 2346 code for a protein of 760 amino acids.
GCUCACAUCUCAUCUCCUCCAGCAAAGACACACCAAGCUGCAGUCCUUCAUUUCUCCGGAGCCAUGGUUUCUCAAGUGACCAACUCCCUUGUCAAGUGCCUGCUGAUAAUCCUCGGCCUUGUCUCAAUAAUCGUGAAUAUCGUUCUGAUAUGCCUGAAUUCAAACAGGCUUCCAAAAUGCCAGAUGCAAUCACAAGGAAAUGUGGCAGCCAACCACACAGACCACAGCUUAAUAUUCGCUGACCUCACCCCCGAGGAGUACAAGAUGGUCCGCGAUUACAUGUGGGAGCAGAAGGACUUGAAGAUUUCUCACUCGGCCUUUGCAAAACCGUCUGAGAACUUCAUCUUCUUAAUUGACCUUGUGCUUCCAAAAAAAGCAGAAGCGCUGAGUUACUUGGAUUCUCAGGGACACAAACCCGUACGUCAAGCCAGUGUUGUGGUGUUUUUUGGAGAAUCAAACUACCUCAAAGAGUACAUUGUGGGACCUCUGCCUGGUCCUCUCACCCAUCAGGAUGUCACAAGGGAGAAGUACAAGGUUGAGGGCCUAAAGUUCACAGCUCGACCUGUGACCAUUGGAGAGUAUGUGCAGAUUUUCAAAUUGAUCUAUGGUAAAGUCUUUUACCAGAUGAAGACAGAACUGAAGGAGAGCUUUGGCUAUGACCCAGAGAACCCAAAUCUGAGUAUUUUCGAAGGGAUGCCCAGAGGAGUAAAAUCAGGCGAUCGAAAGACAUGGAUAGGAUUUUUUCGUGAUUUCAGUGGCAUGUACAUCCAUCCAGUUGGCUUUGAAAUUUUAGUCCAUCAUGAAAGUAAAAACUCUUCGGACUGGACCAUUGAAAAGCUCUAUUAUAAUGGCAAGUAUUUUGACAGUAUUGAUAGUUUUAAAAAAAGCUAUGCAGCAGGUACUUUGGAAAAGAUUGUCUUUAAAGAAGUGUCCAAUUUUGGCUCUUUAAAACCAAAGAACAAACCUACGGGACUGGGACCGCAUCAGUAUUACCUCCAAGGCAAGCGCUUCAGCGUGAAGAACAACCAGGUAAUUUACCAGAAUUGGAGAUUUGCAUUUGGUCUAAGUUCACUGACCGGCAUGCGAGUGUUUGACGUUCGUUUCAAAGGAGAAAGGAUAAUCUACGAGCUCAGCGUCCAGGAGGCCAUGUCCGUGUACGGCUCCAUAACUCCAGGCAUGAUGCUCACCAAAUUUUUGGACACAAGCAUCGGCGUUGGCCGCUUCGCACACGAAUUGGUCCGAGGCGUCGAUUGUCCGUACUCAGCCACUUACGUCGAUGUUUACCGCUACAUCGAUGUCAAUGAGACUCAGCUUUUCAGGAACGCCAUCUGCGUUUUCGAGCACGAUGUGGGACGGCCGCUACGCCGUCACUUUUCAGAUUUCUUUCAGAACAGCUAUGGAGGCCUGACUAACAGCGCCCUGUACAUCCGCACCAUCACAGCCAUCGGUAACUAUGACUACAUCUGGGACUUCAUCUUCUACCAGAGCGGCACAGUGGAGGCCAGAGUCCACGCAACAGGUUAUAUUUCAUCCUCUUAUAAAGUACCUGGCAGUCUCAAGUACGGCCACCAGGUCGCGGAAAAUGUGCUUGGAAACAUCCAUACACACUUCGUUAACUUCAAAGUGGAUCUGGAUAUUUUAGGUGUGAGGAACUCGUUCCAGACCAAAGACAUGGAGUAUGAGGAGGUGUCUUUGCCCUGGAUGCCCGAGCGCAAAGCCAAAAUCCCAAAAUUGGUGGAGAAUGAGAUCAGGACUGAACAGGAGGCAGCGCUUCGUCACGGUACUAAAAUUCCUCGUUACCUUCAUGUGGCCAGCAAUAGCAAGAACCGCUGGGGCCACCAACGCUCAUACAAGGUGCAGGUGAUAAGUUUGGCAGGAGAUCACCUCCCAGAGAGCGAGCCAGAGGAGAAGAGCAUGUCCUGGGCACGGUACAAAGUUGCCAUAACAAAACAUAAAGACACAGAACAGACCUGCAGCAGUCUGUACAGUCAGAACGACAUGUGGAACCCAGUGGUCGACUUCAGCAAUUAUAUCAAGGACAACGAGAACAUUAAGAACGAGGAUCUGGUUGCCUGGGUAACGGCGGGCUUCCUCCACAUCCCUCACGCUGAGGACAUCCCCAACACGGUCACGGUUGGAAACGGAGGCGCCGUCCUCAUCCGUCCGCAUAAUUACUUCGACGAAGAUCCAUCCAUCCACUCGGCUGAUGGCGUCUACAUCAGCCCAGGAUCGGAAAAAGACUGCGAAUACAACAAGAUGGCGUGUUUAGACAAACAACUGUGUAGCCCGUCACUGGAGCCGUUUACGUUCGAUGGGUUCGAGGGCGUCAUGAAAUUUGACUAUUAAACACAACGUAUUAUAAUGUAGAUGUUUGCUGUUUUCUAUUUCAAUUCCUCUGUUCACAACUAUAUUUACAUUUUCACGCUUAGAAUUGUAUGAUUAUACGUCUUCUGUAUCUUCUUUUAUUUUAGCAACAUGAACGUCUAUAGGACGAAUUGAUUUUUACUCACUUUUUAAUCGAAACUAAAUUGAAGCCACUCAGAAAUUCUGUAGAAGUCGUGUGUAUUUAUUUUCUCUCUUUUCGUUUAAGGUCUUUUUUUAUACACAGUUUAGGCAAUAACAAAGACAUUACAAAGAAAGAGCUACUUCUACCACCUUGAGUAUUUUUCUAUAACAGCAUGUCCCAAAUAUUCAUAAUAAAUCACAACAGCUUGAUUAACCAAAUACAGAUUUUUCUGGUUAAAGGAGAUCCCAUCAUAGCCCGUGUGGUGUGGUGCAGCGGUAAAGUGCUCGCCCUGUUAUCCGAAGACCGCGAGUUAGAAUCUUUGGUCAUGUUGUAGCCUUUCGCAGCUGGGAGCCUAGAGAGAGCUACAUCAUACUUUUAAUUUGUUUAUUGUUGAACGUCCAGGAAACAAGUUAGUUCUUUUUCUCGUGUACGUCAUAGCAGCUACAAUUUCUUUUAUCUUUUCACUAACACAAAGAACCGACACUGGAGACUCCUUCCAUAGCAUAGAAAACAUUACCAUUUCAACAAUGCUAUAUCCAUUCCUAUGGAGCAUCCAGCUGUAUCCAGCUGUUGUUACUAUGGAAACAAUAACUCAAUGAAUAAUCAAUAAAUAAUAUAAUCUGCACCAAUUAAAAUCCAAAAUUAAACAGAGCUAUGAUGUAAACGUUACAUAUUGUGCUAAUCUAAAUUUAUUUUAAGGAAGUUUCAAAUAUUUAUUAAGUGCCCCAGAUUUACUUAUGCUAAUGUUUUUCACACUAUUUCACAGCACUGUCUCUCUGGUUUGGGGAAUUUUUGGGACUGUAUAUGCGUAUACAGUGAGAUUGUACAGUCUCAGUCGGGUCCUACAUUAGCGCUCAUUUUCAGCCUACCUCAUUUUAACCAAGACUAAUGUAAUGUGCAGGUUUAUAAAGCAUCAGCAGCGGAAAAAAAGUAAAGCUUAUCACCGCGUGAUCAUUAAACAGAGGAUCUUAACCUCCUGAGACCAGGACAUUACUGUUGUGUACAUUUCAUUUUCUCCUCCGUGUUACAUUUAAUUAUCAGCGGAUAACUAUGAACCUAAUCGAUGCUUUCAAACAAGGAGAAGUUUGGCAUUAGAAUCGGAUUAAACAGCACUCAUAUGAGGAUUGUUUAAAGAUAUACUUAGACAUGGGAGAAACAUGAGGAUGUUCAGGUCACCAAAGGGUUAAUGUUCAUGAAACUACUGAUCCUACAGCUUGUAACUCUUGCACUGCUUUUCUGAUAGUAUACAUUUUGUUUGUUUAGUAUUAUUAUUAUUUACAGUAGUUUGAAGUUGUCUAUUAAACAGCAUUUACCAGCCAAGUACAAACAUUUUUUUUCAUGGAAAUUGCUAAUUAUCAGACUUUUACCUUUUUUGUUCCCAAACAUGUGAAAAUACAUUUUAUAAUAAGCUAAGAAAUUAUUAAAACUGAAAAAAAAAAAAGCUAUAACAAGUCACGACUUUGAGAUUUUCAGUUUUCCCUGUACAGGACGGUUUAAAGUUUUUUUUAUUUUUAUUUUUUUUUUACAUAAUUUCAUGUACAUUUUAUAAUCUAUAUGCAUCUAUAUGAACUUGUCAUUUAUGAUGUUCUACAGUAUGAAAAGCAAAACAUAAAGUAAAAAUAAAUGGAAAUGGAAUUCCA